CUUUCAGAACUCUCAUAAGUUCUCUAGUUUUGAUUGAGACCGCUUUUAACUUGUCAGAUUGAUUCAAGAUGGACGAGAUGUUUCGAAAUUGGUCAAGGCCCAAAUACAGCGAGCGCCAGUCAUGCUCCGCCCAAGCACCAGCAGGGUGCCAAGAUCGUAUCCGCCUAUUUCAUCACGUACUGGUACCGAAUUGUGGCAACACCAAGCAUAUAAGCUUAAUUUCCCUCGUCAUUGUCUAAAUUUGUACAUUUCCUUGCACUCUCAGAUUUCCUUCUUUGUGUAGAAACGUUCGUUUUAUCUUAUUGUUCUGCUAGAGAUUCGGUGAACAUAAUCCCAAGCUUCUGCAUCUCUUCCACCUUCACUCCAUUGUGAGACUUGCACCAUUAGGCGUUUAGCUAUUAGCUACGCCUUCUUUUCUUUCACGACCAACCUCUAGGCUGCGUUGGUAGUAAGGGCUCACUCCUACCCUACACUCGCCGCGAUGCAACACAAGACACUCGCUGCCCUUUUGGCCCUUCCAUUCGUUCAGGUCGAAGGUAUCUCGUUGGAUGUCACCAGUACUGAGUCUAUCAAAUCAGCGGCAUCCUCUAUUGCAAGUGGUAUGGUAACAUACUAUAGUGGCAAUGAAACGACGAAUAUCCCAGGAGUUCUGCCUUCACCUUACUACUGGUGGGAGGGUGGAGCGUUUCUUGAUACUCUUCUCCAGUACUGGCAUCUAACCGGCGAUUCCCAAUACAACGCCCUCGUUUCCCAAGCUCUAGUUUUUCAACAAGGACCAAAUGGCGACUUCAUGCCUCCCAAUCAAACAAAAAGUGAAGGAAACGACGACCAAUCAACUUGGGCCUUAGCUGCCAUGACAGCCGCUGAGCUCAAGUUCCCUGACCCGGCCGGUACGACUUGGAUUUCGUUAGCAGAAGCAGUAUUCAAUGAUCAAGCCAGUCGCUGGGAUACGAGUACCUGCAAUGGUGGUCUUCGGUGGCAGGUUUUCAGCUUUAACACCGGGUACGAUUACAAGAACAGCGACUCCAACGGAUUCUUCUUCCAACUCGCAUCUCGCCUCGGACGAUAUACCGGCAAUUCUACUUACUCCGACUGGGCAAACAAGGCCUACGACUGGAGCUCUGAAAUCGGAUUUGUAGACGAAAAAUUCAACGUCUAUGAUGGGACUGAUGUUACCACGAACUGUACCUCGAUCAACAGACUUCAAUUCUCGUCUUAUGCGGGAACAUACAUAUCCGGUGCGGCAUAUAUGUAUAAUUCCACUAGUGGCAGUUCUCAAUGGAAAUCAACACUAGAUGGCCUCCUCAAUCAGACAAUAUCGAUCUUCUUCCCAGAUGGAAUCGCGACCGAAGUGGCAUGCGAAAGCCACAGUACUUGUAUUACGGAUAUGUACGCAUUCAAAGGCAUCCUUGCACAACAACUUAUCAACACAAUCCAAAUGGCGCCUUACACAUCUUCCGUCAUUAUGCCUAAGUUGACGACGUCUGCUGUGGGUGCUGCGAAUGCGUGUUCUGCGGGCUUGUCUGGGACAGAAUGUGGGUUUACGUGGGGAAGCUCGAGUGCUGGGAACGAGACAGGGUUGGGAGAGCAGUUGAGUGCGUUGAGUUAUGUGCAGGGUUUGCUUGUUGGCCAGGCUUCGGAUGUGGUUACGCAGAGUACUGGAGGAAGUAAUGGGACGGUUACUUCGACGGGAGGGGCCAACUCGAGUUCCACGACGACGAGUGGACCUGCGGCAACUGUUAGUAAGAGCGCCGGUACUCCUGUUGGGAUUAAAAGUAUGAGCAUGGCUGUGAUGGUAGGACUAGUUGGGCCGAUAACCUGGGCACUGCUGUAAAACAUAACGAUGUACGAUACUGCCCCGAAAAGUGUAUUUGAAGUGGGUAGCAUAGUGAAUGAAGCUCGCUUGAAGCACG
This is a messenger RNA of Mollisia scopiformis, 1913 nucleotides long. RefSeq names its product mannan endo-1,6-alpha-mannosidase. The transcript is spliced from 2 exons. Lineage: Eukaryota; Fungi; Ascomycota; Leotiomycetes; Helotiales; Mollisiaceae. The coding region runs from base 482 to 1834 and encodes 450 amino acids. The record is from RefSeq and is a predicted model, not a curated record. Gene Ontology annotation, biological process: fungal-type cell wall biogenesis; carbohydrate catabolic process. Gene Ontology annotation, molecular function: mannan endo-1,6-alpha-mannosidase activity.